This is a messenger RNA of Xenopus laevis (African clawed frog), 2804 nucleotides long. It is a transcript of the gene znf362.S, whose product is annotated as zinc finger protein 362 S homeolog. Lineage: Eukaryota; Metazoa; Chordata; Amphibia; Anura; Pipidae. Gene Ontology annotation, cellular component: PcG protein complex; chromatin; nucleus. Bases 421 to 1656 code for a protein of 411 amino acids. The record is from RefSeq and is a predicted model, not a curated record. The transcript is spliced from 9 exons. Gene Ontology annotation, molecular function: RNA polymerase II cis-regulatory region sequence-specific DNA binding; DNA-binding transcription factor activity, RNA polymerase II-specific. Gene Ontology annotation, biological process: regulation of transcription by RNA polymerase II.
GGAGGGGGAGGGGCUUAUUUCAGGGGAUCCCUGUGAGUAAGAGGCUGAUGGAGAGAUGUACGGAAAGCAAUUGAGGACAUAAUGAGUAGAAGCUCCUGUGUGAGACUGUCUCUUAUUCUACUCACUGAUCUAAAGACACUUGAGUCUCACCUCAGAGCUCAUUUCUCUUCUAACCUCCAACCUGUGGCUCAUUCCUGUCACUGAGGCUGAUGUGUGAGGAGGGAGGCCUGACGGUUGUGGAGCCAGGAGGGAGGAGGGGCGAUGCUCUACUGUACGACAUGGAAUGGACGAGAGCGAUUUCCCCUGAGCAUGUCCUAAACUGCUUUCCGUACAAAUUCGGCGGUGGCGGGUCCUACUUCCCGCCGUGUGAGGAGAAUAUGCAGUUCCACCAACUCUGCUCUUGUUUCUCACAACUCAAGGAUGGCGGAACCUCGCUUUAACAACCCGUAUUUUUGGCCUCCACCUCCAACCAUGCCCAGCCAGUUGGACAACCUGGUGCUAAUCAAUAAGAUCAAGGAACAGCUGAUGGCCGAGAAGAUCCGACCUCCUCAUUUGCCGCCCACUUCCGUCCCUUCCCAGCAGCCUCUGCUCAUUCCCCCAUCUCCUGCCGAGAGCAGCCAGUCUGUUAUGUCCCUGCAGAAGCUCCAGCAAAUCCCCGGGCUGCACCCCCAAGCAGUUCCUCAGCCCGACGUAGCAUUGCACGCACGGCCUGCCACCAGCACAGUCACUGCUCACUUCUCUUCUUGCUAUUCAGGCUUGGGCCUGUCAUCGUCCCGCAGUAAUGUCAGCACCUCAGAGUCCAGCACAGGUACGAGCAACGCUACCCCCUCAACUCCCACCUCCAGCAGCCAGACCAGACUCAUCGCUACAUCACCCACACUCAUCUCAGGGAUCACAAGUGCCCCCACUCUGGACUCCAUUAAGACCAUCCAGGGACACAGCCUCUUGGGACCCACAAAGCCUGAGAGGGGGCGCAAGAAAAUCAAAGCAGAGCACCCACCAGGGCACCCUGUUCUUGUCGUCCCGUACCCCAUCCUGGCCUCCGGAGAUAUUGGGAAAGAAGGAAAAACUUACAGGUGCAAAGUCUGCCCUUUGACCUUCUUCACCAAAUCAGAAAUGCAGAUCCAUUCGAAAUCCCAUACGGAGGCCAAACCCCACAAGUGCCCGCAUUGUUCCAAAUCCUUUGCCAAUGCUUCCUACCUAGCUCAACAUUUGCGAAUCCACCUCGGCGUCAAGCCUUAUCACUGUUCCUACUGUGAGAAAUCCUUCCGCCAGCUCUCUCAUCUUCAGCAGCACACCAGGAUCCACACAGGUGACCGACCAUACAAGUGCCCGCAGCCUGGCUGUGAGAAGGCUUUCACUCAACUCUCCAACCUGCAGUCUCACCAGCGACAACACAACAAGGAUAAACCCUAUAAAUGUCCCAACUGCUACCGGGCCUACACUGACUCCGCCUCCCUGCAGAUCCACCUCUCUGCCCAUGCGAUCAAGCACGCCAAGGCCUACUGCUGCAGCAUGUGUGGGAGGGCUUACACCUCUGAGACGUACCUGAUGAAGCACAUGUCCAAGCAUACAGUAGUGGAGCACCUGGUUAACCACCAUUCCCCACAGAGGAACGAGUCUCCGGGGAUUCCAGUCCGAAUUUCUCUCAUUUAAAAAACAUUUACACAAACGUAAGGCUGCUGUAGCCAUUCGCUCGCUCUUCAAGCCUCCUUCAUACGCAAUAUUUCCAGAUACAGUCAACCAGACAAAGGGGAUGGCUACACCAAGAGCAGCCGGACCGCCAGUUCCCACAUAAACCACCGCUCGGUCUAGUGAUGGAGCUGUAACAAAUAUGCAGGUUUUGGAACCUUCAGCAUCCAAUCAAUAUGUUCAUCUCUUGGGCACAGACAUGUUGGGCAGUACUGGUUCUGUUAGUUUAUAUGGUGUGAUCGAUCCCAUGUUACAUCCCUUUACAUUGCCACCCCAGGAUAUUUUUUGGAGGGUCUCUUUGCCUUUGGGAUUACAAGUAUUUCAUUUUGUACGCUUGUGGAACAUGCAAGCUUUCAAUUGGACGUCACUUGGAGUACAGAAACUUCUGAUUGGCUUACUUCUGAGGCAUGGUGACUUCAGUCUGGCUGUGUAUGAAAUUGUCCGUGGGUCACUGCCUUCGGGAGCGGGUCUGUCCGUAACUUUGGCCAAUCCAUUUAAGUGAUGCCAAAUUCCCAGCCGAGCACUUUGAAUCUUUCACCUUUUUAUAUUGGUUUAUUUUUUCCCUGACAUUUUUUUAUCCUCCAUUUUUUUUACAUAGAAGAAAACAAUAAAAAAAAAUCCUAUUUAUUGGCCAAGAACUUGGUGCUGCUAAGCGGGAAGAUUACAGGAAGGACAGAGAGGACAUGAGUUGAGCAGAGGAAUGGACUUAUAGGGUUCCGUGUGGUGGGGCCCUUCAUGUUUAGCUCCCUCGGUCUAGUUCUUCCUCAACUGAAAGGGCCAAGCAAUGGGUUUGGAUAUUGGCCUGCCAAUUAGUGUCUAUCCUCAUUAGUAUUAACGAGUUUCACUGCUGGGAGCAUGGUGGGAAGCACUGCUAGAGAGAAACGUGACCAAAUGAUUGAUUGGGCAGCGGUGACAUUCUUUCUUCAUCUAAACCCCCCACAUCUUACUGUCUCGUAAUCACAAUUAGCACUUAAAGAGACAAUAGAUAUUUGCACACAGAUAUGGUUGGGUAUGGUUUGAUGGAUGUAUACAUUCAGUCUGCUGCUGCUGCUGGCUAGCACUACCCAUUGAGUUUGGCUAUUUCUAUGUCAUUAAAACUCUAGCCAAAGGAA